UAUAUCAAAUCAUGUAUAUUUUUAUAAAGAUGUAGUUUUAGUGAGUAGUUUAUGACUAAUGUAAUCAUGUAAUGAUACAAGAUGUCAAUAAAAGUUAUUUAAGUUUUCUCCAAGGCACAAAAAGAAAGCAAUUAUUUUCAUUUUAGUUCAUCAAAAAUAUAAAAAUCAUUUUAUAUGAAUGAAGUGGAUUGAGAUGAUUUAUAUUUUAUAAAAAAUAUGCAAAAUUGGUAUCUAAGCACAAUUUGGCCAUCAUUUUUUAAAAAUCUGUACAUACGAGUACACUUGUAUAAUAUAAAAAUUGUUAAUGAGUUAAACAAAUUAGUUUGUAUGUUAGGAAUGUUUUUCAACUUUCACAAAAAAUUACUAAAGAUUGAAAAGGUUAUCAGAAAAGAAGAGAGGCACUACUAUAGUACUAGUUCUGUCCUGGCUACUAUGAACAUUUUAUUAAUAAUUUAUUAUAAUGACACACUUGAAUUUUAACUGAGCCAACGGUACUUCGAAGCAAAGUGGGAUUCAGUUUCUCCACAGUUGAUUUAAGAAAUGACAUUAUAUGUAGGAAACAGUUUCAAAUUAUUUUAUAUCCUUAUACCAUUUUGUAUGUUGCUGUUGAUAUCUUUAUACACACAUUGGAAUGGAGGAGUGCAACUUUUGAAACCAGGAAUAAAACAGAAUAAACCAAAAUUUUACAUUUCGGGUGAAUAUAUCGGUCGCCUUGGAAACCUCAUGUUUGAACAUGCAAGUACAUUAGGAAUCGCAAGAUCCAACAAUUUAACUGUGUUAGUCAGUGCGCAAAAUGAACUACAUAAGUAUUUCAAUCUAUCAGCCGUGCGUACUGAGAAUGGUAUACCGGAAAAAGCAGAUUAUAUUGGUGAGAAUGGAUGUUGUAGGUUUGCAAGAAAUCUUAUGAACAUUAAACCAAAAAGGAAUGUUACAGUUCACACCUUCCUACAGAGUUUUAAAUACUUUCAAAUGAUCCAGGAGGUAAUACGACAAGAGUUUAGAUUCCACACAAAUAUCAGUGAAGCUGCAGAUAUGUUUAUUACUAAUUUUACAAAAAUGGAGAAAAAUGUAACCCUCGUAGGAAUUCAUAUUCGGCGUGGAGAUAUUCUACGACAGAAUAAAAUUGAUUUCGGAUAUACUGUUCCAAAUACUUUAUACUUCAUCAAUGCAACGGAUUAUUUCAGAAACCAAUUUUCCAAUGUGAAGUUCAUCGUUUGCACCGAUGAUCCGACAUGGUGGGAAGAAAACAUGAAUUUAACAAAUACAGUGAUAUCAAAGGGCAAGGAACCUGUGGAAGAUUUGGCGAUAUUGAGUAAAUGUGACCAUGCGAUAAUAUCAACAGGGACCUUUGGUUGGUGGGCAGCCUUCUUAGCAAAUGGAAUAACUAUAUAUUAUAACAAUUGGCCUAGGCCUAACUCACCACUUGCUAGUCAAGUUGAUCAUAUGGAUUAUUUUAUGCCACAUUGGAUUCCUAUGGGUGACAACGGUUCCCUGCCCUUGCCAAAAAUUUCUCUCUCAACUCUAGUAGCUAGUGUUUCACUAGUGAUUUCUCUAGUUCAGUGUCUCUAGUUAAUCACUCGAGAAUCACUAGUGAGAUUUUAUUGUUCUCUAGUGAUCUAUUCAAUUCCUAGUGAAUUAAGCAGCCCCAGGUCUAACACUGGGAACAUUCAGUAAUGGCUAAAAUAAUCAGGAUUCCUUUAAUUAAUGUAUUUUUGUAGAAAGUGUUAAAACAAAUAAAGUUUGCAUUCUAAUAAAGGUAUUUCUGAGUAUAGUAAAAACUUUUGAAAUUGCUGGGGGGCGUGGGUAAACCCCCCCCCCCCUCCCCGAGACCCCCUAUUCCUGUGGUCGUUCACUCCACUCAACAUGAAAUUUCGAAAUUUUUGUUUUGUAUUUUCAGUUUGAUGCCAAAUAUUACCAAAUUAACCAUCACAUAGUUUCAUAUUGACUGACGAUAUGUCAUUGUCUGUCACAUAUAUCCCAAAAAUAAUUCUUAAAUUUGAUAGGUUGAAGAACUUUGCAUAUGAAAGUUACUUUAUUUCAUGCCUAGAAAUUCCUUGUAUUUCCGAAGUUAAAACAGAUGAAAUUAAGUUGACGCGAAGCGACAUAAUUACGCUGUCCUAUGGAGUCAACUAUGACUUUGUCACAUAUCCUUGAUAUGAAUUAGUUUAAAUACCAGCAGCCUGAUUAAACAUGCAGAGGGUGUCUUGAAAGUCUUGGUUAUUUCGUUCUACGAUUUACAACAAUGACUGGUCAAAGGAUGAGUGUCUUUAAGACCCUGUAUUAGGCCCCAAGAUAUUUAGAAGAAAUUGUACAGGAUAUCAAAGAAGGGACUUUGUUUGAUAACCAGGUUCAAAAAUUAGGUCAUUCUGACCUUCAUAUUUCAAAAGGGGUGUCUAUAGCCAUUCGUUCUGUAUAAUUCAAAAGGUCCGUGUGCAGUAUGGCAAGUGAUUUUAGACGGUCAUAUCUUUCACCAUGAGUACUUUUAAAAUGUUUAAGGCAUAAGUACAGUGGUUUUUAUUAAAACAAAAUGUUUUCUUUCAAGUGAAGUCCCCAUGAUAGUAAAAUAUCAAUCCAACUCUCUGGAAAAUUAUGGAGUUAGACCCCGCCUUGUCACUUUUCGAGUUGUUUGAUUGAUAUUUUUAUCAUCAUGGUGACUUCAC
Messenger RNA from Owenia fusiformis, 2660 nucleotides. Lineage: Eukaryota; Metazoa; Annelida; Polychaeta; Sabellida; Oweniidae. The record is from the annotation of a GenBank genome assembly.